AUGUUCUCAAACUCAACACCUUUAACAUCAAAUAAGUCAUUUUUGGACAAAUAUUUAUCAUUAAAACAACCAAAUGACAAGAUUCAGGUGACCUAUGUCUAUGAACACCCGGGAAAUAAGGGAACAGGUGGUCAAUUUCACCCACAACUUAGCGGCAAAACAAGAGUUGUCAACUUUGUACCCAACGAUGCCUCAGAGCUACCGGUGUGGACACAGGGUGUUCCAUAUUCAGCAACUAUUGAACUGUUUUUAAAACCAGUCCACUUAUAUAACGACCCGUUUAGAGGGGGAAACAAUAAACUUGUAUUGUGUGAGAUAUUAUCCGAUGAUAUGAAACCACAUAUCAUUAAUAAAAGGCACAGUUGUGUUGAGGCCAUGAAGUUGGCUAACUAUCAGAGACCGUGGUUUGGUUUUGAGCAGGAAUACUAUUUAUUGGAAGGUUGGGAUAUCCGUCAACCUUUAGGUUGGCCAGUAAGAGGAUACCCUCCGCCAGCAUUUGAUCCAUUAGUGAAUUAUCAUUCGGGUAUUGGUCCGUAUCGUGUGUGUGGUCGAGAUAUAGUUGAAGCUCAUUUCAGAGCCUGUCUGUAUGCAGGCGUUAAUAUUAGUGGUGAAAACGCUGAGGGAGCUCUGUCUCAAUGGGAAUAUCAGAUUGGCCCGUCUGAAGGUAUUACCAUCGCUGAUGACAUUAUAAUGUCUCGAUAUAUACUUUACAGAGUGGCCGAAGAUUUACGUGUAGGCGUAACUUUUGAUCCGAAGCCAGUGGCCGGUUGGUUGGGUUCGGGCGGACACAUGAACUUUAGUACAGAUGCUAUGAGAAGUAAAGGCGGUUUGAAACAUAUUGAACGGGCAAUUGAAAGAUUGGGUAAAAGACAUGAUUAUCAUAUGAGACAAUACGCUCCUUACGAUGGACGGGACAAUGAGAUCCGACUAAGAGAUGCUUUUUAUGCGCCAAAAUCUGAUGGUUUCACUUAUGGUAUUGGCGAUAGAUCGGCCAGUAUUCGCAUACCGAAACAGGUGGCCAUUGAUGGUUAUGGAUAUUUUGAGGACAGACGUCCCGCAGCCAACUGUAAUCCUUAUCAAGUGUCAGAAGCGUUGGUGCGAACGUGUUGUCUAAAUGAAUGA
Molecule: messenger RNA, 1122 nt
Organism: Oppia nitens
Lineage: Eukaryota; Metazoa; Arthropoda; Arachnida; Sarcoptiformes; Oppiidae
Product: glutamine synthetase-like
Exons: 2
Coding region: 1-1122 (373 amino acids)
Cellular component (GO): cytoplasm
Molecular function (GO): glutamine synthetase activity
Source: RefSeq, a predicted model, not a curated record